Molecule: messenger RNA, 820 nt
Organism: Gaeumannomyces tritici R3-111a-1
Lineage: Eukaryota; Fungi; Ascomycota; Sordariomycetes; Magnaporthales; Magnaporthaceae
Exons: 3
Coding region: 110-820 (236 amino acids)
Source: RefSeq, a predicted model, not a curated record
UUUGUCUUCUCUUCAGGAACGGCUCUUGAGGAUCAGUCGUGCAGCGCUAACUCGAAAACCACUGUCUCCAGGUAUCCUGUCCUUCGCGCUUAUCUGGAGCGCCACCACCAUGUUCACCAAGCUUUCGAUUCUUUUCCUAUACACGACGCUUUUCCCGGUUCCCCGCAUGCUGCUCGCGGCCCGCGUCGUCGGGGUCUUUCUCAUCCUCUGGUGCCUGUCUUCCAUCAUAGCCUCGUUCGCUAUGUGCCAGCCAUUCGCUCGCAACUGGGACCAAACGAUCCAGGGACACUGCGGCGACCAGCCGCUCUUUUACACAUGCCUGGGAGUUAUCAACAUCGUGUUCGAGGUUAUCAUUUUAGCCAUGCCCAUGCCCGUUAUCUACAGCCUCUCCAUGCCUUUGAGGCGGAAGUUUGCAGUGGCCGCCAUGCUCAGCGUCGGGCUCGCCGCAUGCGGCAUCACAGUUUACCGCCAAAUCACGCUACAGGGACUCAACUUUCUCGACAUGCCUCACUCUGGCCUAUUGGCCACCCUCUUUUCCGGCGGCAGCGGCCUGGGGUUCGGCAGCAAGGGCUCCAAGAAGCACAGGCAGCCGGGGCUCGAAACUCUCGCCAUGACGACUUCUGACGACUCGUCGGAUUUGCAGCUGCAGCCCCUGGAUGUGGAAAAUAUGGUCAACGUCUCGUCCGACUGGGACGCUGCCUUUGCAGCCCAUAACAAGACCGCCCCCAAAUUGUCCACAAAGGACAAGGUGCUGGGCCACAGUUCAUCAAGCUCGAAAAGCAGUGGGAAGACGGUGGUGCGAUCUGCAGGGAGGGCAUAA